AAGUGAGACUCACACAGUCGCUGGCAGUGAAGGAGAAAUGGCGCAGAAAGGAGUUCUGGACCGCGAAACCUUCUCUUGUUCCAUCUGUCGGGAUCUACUGAAGGAUCCGGUGACGACUCCCUGUGGACACAGCUACUGCAAGAACUGUAUUCAAAGCUUCUGGGAUGGAGAGGACGAGAAGAGAAGCCACAGCUGCCCUCAGUGCAGGCAGACCUUCACACCGAGGCCUGUCCUGGUGAAGAACACCAUGUUAGCAGCUUUAGUGGAGGAGCUGAAGAAGACUGGACUCCAAGCUGCUCCUGCUGAUCACUGCUAUGCUGGACCUGAAGAUGUGGGAUGUGAUGUCUGCACUGGGAGUAAACUGAAAGCCUUCAAGUCCUGUGUGCAGUGUGUGGCCUCUUACUGUGAGAAACACCUCCAGCCUCAUUAUGAUGUGGCUCCAUUAAAGAAACACAAGCUGGUGGAGCCCUCCCAGAAGCUCCAGGAGAACAUGUGCUCUCGUCACGAUGAGGUGAUGAAGAUGUUCUGCCGUACUGAUCAGCAGUGUAUCUGUUAUCUCUGCUCUGUGGAGGAACAUAAAGGCCACGACACAGUCUCAGCUGCAGCAGAAAGGACUGAGAGGCAGAGAGAGCUCGAGGGGAGUCGACUAAACAUCCAGCAGAGAAUCAAGGACGGAGAGAAAGAUGUGAAGCUGCUUCAGCAGGAGGUGGAGGUCAUCAAUCGCUCUGCUGACAGAGCAGUGGAGGACAGUGAGAAGAUGUUCACUCAGCUGAUCCGUCUCAUGCAGAAAAGAAGCUCUGAUGUGAAGCAGCAGCUCAGAUCGCAGCAGGAAAGUGAAGUGAGUCGAGUCAAAGAGCUUCAGGAGAAGCUGGAGCAGGAGAUCACUGAGCUGAAGAGGAAAGACGCUGAUCUGAAGCAGCUCGCACACACAGAGGACCACAACCAGUUUCUACACAACUACCCCUCACUGUCCCCACUCAGUGAGUCUACACUCUCCUCCAGCAUCAACAUCCCUCUCAGAUACUUUGAGGAAGUGACAGCGGCUGUGUCACAAGUCACAGAUGAACUCCAGGACGUUCUGAGAGAGAAGUGGACAAACAUCUCACAGACUGGGACUGAAGUGGAUGUUUUACUGUCAGCAGAACCCAAGACCAGAGCUGGAUUCUUAAAGUCCUGCGUCCUCCAGACUCGGAGUGUACCUGGAUCACAGAGCAGGUGUUCUGUCCUUCUACAGCGUCUCUGACACCAUGACUCUCCUGCACAGAGUCCACCACACAUUCUCUCAGCCGCUCUACGCUGGAGUUACUUUAUAUUAUUAUCCUCAUGGAUCCACUGCUGAGUUCUGUAAACUCACGUAGACAGAAGUAAAUCUCUGGUUC
Molecule: messenger RNA, 1379 nt
Organism: Cottoperca gobio
Lineage: Eukaryota; Metazoa; Chordata; Actinopteri; Perciformes; Bovichtidae
Product: E3 ubiquitin/ISG15 ligase TRIM25-like
Exons: 2
Coding region: 38-1243 (401 amino acids)
Molecular function (GO): zinc ion binding
Source: RefSeq, a predicted model, not a curated record